AUGCAAAAGCGAAGUCCUUUAUUUUAUUUAUCAUUCAGAUCCGUUUUCACCAUCACAUCGAUUGAUUUUGAAUUUGGUUUGAUUACUUCCACUUAUUUAUCUGAAGUUGAAACAGAAGAAGAUCUGUCAACACUUUCUAAUUUAAGAAGAUCCAACAUAUGUGACGUGGCUUUGGUUGAGUUUUAA
Clunio marinus is the source of this 186-nucleotide messenger RNA. The record is from the annotation of a GenBank genome assembly. NCBI's taxonomy places the organism in Eukaryota, Metazoa, Arthropoda, Insecta, Diptera, Chironomidae.